CACCUACCUUCUUCCUAUCCUUCCUCACUCUCUCUCCCUCUCCCCCUUCCCUCUCUGGGCUGAUGCUCACUUUUUCAGACAGAGACAGAUACAGACACACUGCAUCACCAAAAACUUCUUCCAGUUCUUGGGGGCCAGACUGGAGCCUGGGUCCUUUGCAGAGCAGACCAAGCAUGAAGAGGGUAAAUGAGCUUUCAUUAUGUCGAGGAACACUGAGGAAGUCGCAAAAAAAAAAAAAAAUCUACUUAAAAAAAAAUGUUAUUUCCCAUUACGCACCUACUUUCUAGAGAAAAAAGAAAAGAAAGAAAGAAAAAACCACGUGGGCCUGAUGUUUUACUGUAGAAUUCAGAGUAAGGUGCCAGAGCGUCCCAUCGCCUUGCAUCCGCAGGAGAGAAAGAUGGUGACAGGAUGUAAAUUUUCUGGAUUUUUGAAGCUCUUGGUCAGCAUUCGUUUUGGAAGCUUGACUUACAAGAACUGAGAAAUGAGAAUAUUUAGUAUCUUUACACUCAUGGUUUACUGUAAUUUGUUGGAAGCCUUUACUCUCACAGUCACCAAGGACCUGUACGUGGUAGAAUAUGGUAGCAAUGUAACAAUGGAAUGUGUAUUCCCAUUAGAAAGCCCAUUGAACAUAAAUUCACUGAUUGUCUAUUGGGAAAUGGAGGACAAGAAAAUUAUUCAACUUGUGAAUGGGAAGGAAGACUCAAAUGUUCAGCACAGUAGCUACAGGCAGAGGGCACAGCUGUUGACAGACCGACUCUUCCUAGGAAAGGCUGCACUUCAGAUCACAGAUGUGAAAUUACAGGAUGCAGGGGUUUACUGUUGCUUGAUCAGUUACGGUGGAGCCGACUACAAGCGGAUUACUUUGCAAGUCCAUGCUCCAUACCACAAAAUCAACCAGAGGAUUUCUGUGGACCCAGUAACCAGGGAAUAUGAACUAAUCUGUCAGGCUGAGGGCUACCCAGAGGCUGAAGUCAUCUGGAAAAACAGUGACCACCAAGUUCUGAGUGGCAAAACCAUAAUUACAAAGUCCAAGAAGGAGGAGAAGCUUCUCAAUGUGACCAGCAUUCUGAGAGUCAACACAACAGCUAACCAGGCUUUCCAGUGCACUUUUCAGAGAUCAGGUCACCAGGAAAACAAUACAGCUAUGCUUAUUAUCCCAGAAUCACAUAAACCAAAUGAGAGAACUCACUGGAUAAUUCUGGGAGCUGUCCUGUUGUUCCUUGUAGUUUUAACAACCAUCUUCCCUCCUAAAAAAAAAGUGAAAAUGCUGGAUGUGGAAAAAUGUUGCAGCAAGGAUAUGAAGUCAAAGAAGCACAAUGAUACACAAUUUGAGGAGACGUAGUGCAGCACUGAAACUGGUGAUCUUAAAGUAGGAAUUCUCCGUCUAUGGUUUUAGUUCAUCAAGACCAGAGGAAUGCAGUAAGCUAGUAGGCUUCAGAUAAUGAAAGACUGAAAAGGCCCUGUCUCUGAAACUUGAACCUGUCAAAGAAGAGAAGGAAAACUAAAAAAAAAAGAGGUAGAAGAAAAGGAAGCGUGAAGGUAACUUUGGAACUUCAAAAUGAUUGGGAGACUCCUCUGCACAUAGGAAAGGAGAAAAGAUACUUCUGGAUAGUGGAUUUCCAUGGAAAUUAUUCAUCUUUUAUCUUAGAAAAGCAGGUUGAGGUGCCUAGGUUUAAUGGUCAGUUCAUGCAGCAAUGCCCUUUGCUGUCAUGCAGUGUCAUUGUUUGUCUUCUGAGUGACUGAGAAUUCUAGUUUUGCACCAGUAUUUAAGUGUGAGUUAUUCCUAUUUAUUUUUAAUCGGUGGGGCCUUUAUCAUGUGAAUGUUAUUGUAAGUAACUGCUUUGUAAAAUGUAUCAUUGCAAAGUUAAAAUACAACAUCUAAACCAAGUUUACUGUUUAGCAAAUUAGAAGCAUCCAGUAAAAUGUGCAGUGUUUGGAAUGUGCUUGAUAGUCUCUGUGACUAACAGAUACAGGCUGGAUUAACAACAAGCUAUUAGUCUGUAAAGGAUAUUUACCCCACUAACACUUUAGUUGAAUUGAAUCAUCCUGGCCACAGAUGUUACAAAUUCCAGUACUCUUUCUUUUAAUAGUUUUAUUUAUUUAUUGGAUAGAUAAAGAGAGAAAUCAAGAAUGAAGGGAAGAUAGUCAGGGGGAGAGGCAGAAAUGCAUGCAACAUUGCUUCACCGUUCGGAAAGCUUCCUCCCUGCAGGUGGGGAUUGAGGGCUUUAACCUGGGUCUGUGUGCAUUGUAGCAUGUGCACUCAACCCAGGUGUGCCACCACCUGCUCCCCUGUAUUUCAAUAAUCUUAUUCAUAUACCUUAAAAUAAGGUACAUUGCUAGAGUAUCUAGUGUCUAUUCCUUUUUAAAUAGCAAGUGUACAACUAUGUGGUUUCCUACAUAAAUUAACUCACAUAAUCCGUGUAACAGCUGUGUUGUGGUAAGCAAUGUUAUUAUACUUCCUUCCCAGUUAAGGAAGUAGAGAAGUAAAGUAUGUUGUCCCAGACAUUAAACAGUAAGCCUCAGAUUUCCACUGACCUAUUUGAAUACAACUUACAGCUGUGUUUGACUUCAAAGAAUGCAUUCAUUUGGCACACAUUUUGGAAGUGCCUUUGCAUGCUCAUCACCAUGACAGGCAGAAUUUACAAGUGUGAACAAGAUAAAGAACCUUCUUCAAGGAGAUAUAAAGGGGGAAGCUGAUAAGAAAAGCAAUUAUGAUGAUUUUGUGAGGUGUCAAAGCAUAAUAGCUGGAGAAGAAUGAGAGUAUGAGAGUGCAAGAAGGAAAAAAAAAACUAGAAUUCCUGCAAAAGGAAUUCUAGUCUGGGCAGCCAGACAGGGUCUUCCUACAAAGUUUAUAAUACUUAAGGAUUUUAAUAAUUAGAGUAAUCUAAUUUAUGAAUAAAAAUCAUUAUUUUCUUUUGUAACUGUGGACAAUAACAAAUUCCAUUAUACUUAUUCUUGGUGUAUUUUCUCUUAUGUACAAUCUGAUGUUUAUUUAUGUAUUGCUUAGUAACUUUUUGAUUUAAAAUUCUGUUUAAUUCAAAUGGAAUAUCUACACUUCCAUGAUUCAAAAUUCUGAAAGUUCAAUAGGAGACAUUCAGAAGUUUCCAUUUCAGACCACUAAUAUAGCUCACCUAUCAGUACACUUGCUUUUUCAUGCACUUGACCCAGGUUUGAUCCUGUUUCCUACAGCACCAAGGGAAGUCUCAGUGCUGCUGUGUCUUUCCCUUUCUUUGUUUCUCUGUCUCUCUCUUUCUGUCUGUAAAAGUUGGCUGAGAGCAGUGAAGCCCCUUGACAAUAAAAAGUUCCCAUUUGAACCCUAUAACCAUUCACUUUUCUCUUUCUAGAAGCAAUGACUGUUACCUUUUAUUUUUGCAUUCUCAUACAGGUAUUCUAUGAAUAUAUGUAGAAAUAAAUAAAUGACAGGUGUAUAAUUUUUUCCUCUUUUUACCUCAUUGUAACACAUUAUAUGCCUGCUGUGCACUUUGUUCUUUUUAUUUAACACAUUAUGUCUUAGAUAGUAGCUGGAACAAACUUGGAGUUCCCAAAAGUCAGGCAUUAUGUUUUGUUUGUUUUUAGGCCAUCUUUUCCAUAGCCUCUUAGUAUCUUUUGUAGUACAAGCCAUACAUGUAUUCAACCAGCAUUUGUAGCAAACAUUGAUGUCACUGAGUUAGGAUUUGAUUUCCUUUCUCAAAAUGAGACCUAUAGUUUCUCAAGAGUACACUGGACCCAGACGGAUGACCUCAUUACUAACUCUGUAUGACAGAAUCAUGUCUGAAACUUAUUUUUCCUGUUUACUUUUGAAUAUAAACUUGCCUUUGAUAUUGCACUCACAACAUUGCAUGUUCUUUUUGAAAACCUCUUUAGAGUACCUUACCUCUGGAAUUCUCAUCUGUGUUAGAAAAAGGCUCAUGAGCUAUGGGUGAACCCUGGGGUCUUUUUUCCAAUUUUCAUCACUACACAGGUCUCUUAAAAUGUUGCUGUCCAAAAGUGGUGAGAUUCACAAGUUCUCUUAGAAAUCCCAGAAAAUUUCUGUCCACUGUCAUGUACCUGGAUUAAUGGCAAGGAAAACUGUUGUUUUGCUAUGUGUCGAGAAAUUUUUUUAAAAGUUGAAUUGCUAACUGAAUUGCCCUGCUGUGUUUUUUGACAUGUUCAUAUGUACAUUUCCUUUGUAUGAAGCACAAAGAAAGACAGUUUAUACAUCUUAUACUGAAUCAUAAUGUCACUUUGUGAUGGAUUGAUAAGGCACUUUAUUUUAUCCUUUUCUCUUGUGUUCAUGUAAAUGACAUAUACAGAAAUGGUAUUUUAAAUCUGCAUUUGAUUAUCAUUUGUUAAAUCUGCAUUAAUUUAUCAAGUAUCUUAUUUAUUUUGGUCCUCUGUGCAUCAGCAUGCCUAUUUUUUUCUAUGUGGUUUGUAAAACCAUUUCUGAUUUAACUUCCCAAUGCAGACAUUUACUAGAAUAACUACAACUACAUUUCUAGUCAUUUCGUUUAUAAAUUUUGUGUUUAUACAGAAUACUCUUAAAUCCUACAUUAUACAAAUUAUUAAAAAGAAUUACUUCUUAAAAAUAAUAUGUGUAAAUGUGUUUUUUCUCAUUCAUUUGAUUGCCUCCUUUAGGACAAUACUAAGAAUCAAAAUUGUGUCAUCAAAUUGAAGAUCUGAAGGAAAGGAGGUGGGAGAAAAAGGAGCAAUGUUCAAUAGAGUAUAAGGUAGAUAAGAGAUGUCCCAGCUGGUAAAGAACACACUUUAUCUAAUAGGAGCACCUGUGUGGCACUGAAAGAAGCUUUAACAGUGAAGCAGUACUGUGAAGUCUCUCUUCUCUCUCCUUCCUUCUCUCUCUUCUUCUUUGUCUCUGUCUGAAAUCAUGAGAAAAAAAAAAGUUGACCAGCAGUAAUGAUAAUCAUGCAUACAUAAGGCCCCAGUAGGUAAUAAAUAAAGGGACCAAAUAAAAUGAGUUUUCCAAGAGGACCUUUCUAAGAUCAGUAAGCACAGAUAUGCAAACUAAUGCAUAUGACACUUUAUAUAUAUCACAAUUCUUGGAUUCUGAAAAGAAUGUAAGAAACCUAGGAAGAAGUCAGAUUGAGGAAUAAGGCCUGAUACAAAGUAGGACUAUAAGAUUCAUAAUUUUAAAACCAACCUAGCAACACUUGACAUUUCAGGAUGAAUAGAAUGUACACGUGUCCUCUGAAAUUUCUUAGUCAUCAAGUUCACUUUAAAGAGAAUUUUAAUCACUUUUCUGAAUCACACUCUAAAGGGAUGAUGAUUGUGAUUGCUAAGAAUAUGUUAAAUACUGUGUUUUUAAAAGAGUAUCAGUGUCUUUAGAGAAAUAACAAUAAUAUAUGUGUGUAGCUUUUGAGAAAUCAAAGCAAUAAAAAUGAGUGCUGGCUGGCUUUGCUAGUUAAAACUUUAGUUGGAGUUUUGCGAUAUUGGAAUGUUCUGUAUUACAGGAAAGUUAGCCUGAAAAUGGACGAUAGUCACUUAUUAUACUUUCCAGUCUUUUUACAAAUAGAACUAUCAAACUGGAUCUGAUAUUUUAAUCUAAUUAUCCUAGGAAACAUAUAGAUUAUUACUAGUGUAAAACUUGGAAUUCAAAAUUAACUUGUGUACCCUUAAUAUCUGUGCCCAGCUUUGUGAACAUGGAGUGUUGAGUUUUCACUACCACAGUGCCCCACACUUUCAAGGAAAUUAAUAUAGGAAAACAAUUUACCAUAUUAUAAAUUUUUAUUUUGGGGGGCCAGAACAUAAGCUGUUUUUUUAUUUUAUUUUAUUUUUAAGUAUUUUAUUUAUUUAUUUAUUUUUAUUUUUGAGAUAGAUGCAGAAAGAAAGACACAGUGAGAAACACCAGAGCACUUCUCAGCUCUGGCUCAUGGUGGUGCAGGGGAUUGAACCUGGGACUUUGGAGUCUCAGGGAUGAGAGUCUCUUUGCAUAACCAUUAUGCUACCUAUCCCCCCCUUUUU
This is a messenger RNA of Erinaceus europaeus (western European hedgehog), 5955 nucleotides long. RefSeq names its product CD274 molecule (gene CD274). Gene Ontology annotation, cellular component: external side of plasma membrane. Lineage: Eukaryota; Metazoa; Chordata; Mammalia; Eulipotyphla; Erinaceidae. The record is from RefSeq and is a predicted model, not a curated record. The coding region runs from base 482 to 1342 and encodes 286 amino acids. The transcript is spliced from 7 exons. Gene Ontology annotation, biological process: positive regulation of T cell proliferation; immune response; T cell costimulation.